Messenger RNA from Gastrolobium bilobum, 1560 nucleotides. Its product is annotated as acyl-CoA-binding domain-containing protein 3-like. Gene Ontology annotation, molecular function: fatty-acyl-CoA binding. Gene Ontology annotation, biological process: fatty acid metabolic process. The record is from RefSeq and is a predicted model, not a curated record. The transcript is spliced from 5 exons. Lineage: Eukaryota; Viridiplantae; Streptophyta; Magnoliopsida; Fabales; Fabaceae. The coding region runs from base 258 to 1265 and encodes 335 amino acids.
AAAAAGCCGCGGAAUAUGCUUUGCUCUGUUCUACAGAUUACCCUUUCCUCUCUUGUUUCAUCUCUUCCCCGUGUUCCUUCCUUCUAAUCAUUUCCUUCCUAAAUUCUCUCUCUCACUAAUAUUCUCUCUCUAAAUCAACCACCUUUUAAUCCUCUUCUUAAACCUUCCCUCUCACUUCACCCAUCACAACAUCACCGUUUUGGUGGAUUUUUUUUUUUAGAAUAAAAAAGAAAGAGAGAAAGCAAGAAAAAAGUGUUAUGGAGCUUGUAACCGCAAGUGAUCUCUUUGUCACUGCGUCGCUGGCGAUUCUACUCUCUUUUCUUGUUGCAAAGCUUGUUUCCUUGGCCAUGACCGACACUCACACCACAACAAACUAUCAUGACCACGACGAACCAGUUACCCUUCAGGAGGAACGGUUCACGGUUCAGACCGCUCAAACAGAGAGCAGAGUCGGUUUUAUUAGUCCGGUUCAAGUCACUAAUUUAGAAACCGAACCCGAACCCGAACUACCCGAGCACAACAUAGAAGAGACUGCGGUUGAAUCCAAACCCGACGUUGUCGGUGAGAUGCUGGUGACGUCAGACAUUGCCGUCGAUGUGACUAAAGAGAAAAUCGCUGAUCCCGAUGAUGAAACAGAAGAGUUUGGCCCACAAGCAGUUGAGGAAACGAGGAACACGGAGUUUGUUGAAGAAAUCAGCGUAGAACCUUCCACUGAGAAGUUAAUUUCUGUUGUAGAGAACGAUGAUGGUAAUGAUGAUGAUGAUGAUGAUGAUGAUUGGGAAGGGAUUGAGAGGAGUGAGUUGGAAAAUGUGUUUAUGGCGGCUUCGGAAUUUGUCGGUGGCGGCGAGGAUAAUCGAUUAUCAAGCGUUGGAAGCGAUGUGCAGAUGGAGCUUUAUGGGCUUCAUAAGGUUGCUACUGAAGGGCCUUGCCGCGAUCCUCAGCCAAUGCCUCUCAAGCUCUCUGCACGUGCCAAGUGGAAUGCUUGGCAAAAGCUGGGGAACAUGAGUCCUGAGGUAGCUAUGGAGCAGUAUAUCAGCCUUCUUUCGGAUAAAGUUCCUGGAUGGACGAAAUAUACUUCUGCUGGUAUGUGUGAACAUGAACACACAGCAGGAUCGGAAGUUUCUGAGUCUGUUGCUCCUGAUUUGAGUGCAUCUUUGUAUCAUCAACAAACAAUUGUAACUGAAAGGGAACUUGAACAAGAGCCAGGUGCCCAGGACCGCAGCCCACUUGCAGAGUCUGAUUUGGAGAACAAUGUUAAGAAAUGAUGGAAGCUUUCUGCUUAUAUCCCGUGCCAUGCUGCAUCUAUUUCAGCAAAAAAGAAGACCGAUUCCAAGAAUUUAAGUUUGUUUCGAAGUAUGCGGGAUUCUUGGGCUGUUUGUUUUCUCCUUGGUUCCUUAAAUCAUCUGCUGAUCAAGAUGUUCUUCAAAUAUCAAACUGUUAAUAUAUAUUUAAUGUACAUAAAUAAAUGCAUGUAUAUAUGACCUUAUGUGCUUCCGAAGAUUGCGUACUUCCUGAUUGUUAAAAACUAAAUUAAUAAUAUCAUCUCACUCCUGUGGCCAU